AUGUCGCCAAAACCAUCAAGGCCCCGAAAGAUCAAGAUCCGACGAUCCGCGUCAGUGCCCUCGACUCCUAUUGCACCUGCACCCGGGCCAGUAAGAACACCAGCAUCGCACAAAUCGCCACUAAUCAACAGCCCUUCAGGAUCGCCAGCGUCGUCCUUGACAUCGGACGGAAAGUCCUCCGGGCCUUGUACGCCGACUCUCCCUCAACGAGCUGCCAUUCCGCACCAGCCACCGAGCUCCGGCCCAUCUACACAAGCCGAUACAGCAGGCAAAAUCGACGCCGACAAGCGGCCACCACCGAGCAAGUCGUAUGCGUAUGUCAAAGAUGCUCCAAUGCAGCCUUGCGAGGCAGACAAGCUGCCCCAGUGGUACGAGGACUGCCUCGCUGUCGCCAACAAGCACGAUCUGCUGUUGUUUCCUGUGCCACUCUCAUCGUGGGAAGACAGACAGCUGCACGGCAAGACUUCCAAGCUUGACACUGGGCUGCAAUUCGUUGUACCCAGCUACGUCGAUGCGCCCGCGACGAAGAAGGAGGUGCUGGAUCUGCUCGACAUCUUGCUAGUCGAAGAGAGGACCUUGCCGAACGCAGGAGCGGCUCCUCAGGCCACAGGGAGUAAAAGCAUUUGGUCGCCGAGGGACGAAGCAGCGGAUAUAUCCUCGGAUGACGAGCCGCAUCGCCCAGCAGCGUCGAGCGACGAAUCUAACGACGCUCCGAGCAGCAUUACCCCUCCUUCCUCUCCUCCACCUAUGGUUUGCACUCCAGCACAGCCGAGCAAUCAGACAACACCUCCCUCGCCACCUCCAUUUCAAGGCUCUCCACCGAUCGUGCAAAGUGUUGAGAUCAUUGUCGAUGACGAUGACGACGACGGCGACGAGAACAUGUCAGAACCAGAGCCCGACUUCUCCUGCGACUUCUUCCCCGACGCCCCGAAUCCUUCACAAGACCUAAACGUGUCACCGUAUCGACACAAGGCGGGACGCGACCGAUUCGAGGCAUUUCUCCUCUCGCCUUGCCAGUGUCACCUCUCGCCUGCACCUCGAUUCGGAGCAUCAUUGGCGCGCUCUAUCGAUGUCCCCUUCGAGGAAGAGAAGGCCAAGUCGGAAGAAGCAUUCUGGGACGAAGGCAUGCCGGAUGUGCUGGCGGAGGCUUCCCACGAGAUGGCGCUCGACGAAUGCCUGCACCUGGAGCAGGUCUCCAUGUUUGACUGA
Molecule: messenger RNA, 1209 nt
Organism: Kalmanozyma brasiliensis GHG001
Lineage: Eukaryota; Fungi; Basidiomycota; Ustilaginomycetes; Ustilaginales
Exons: 1
Coding region: 1-1209 (402 amino acids)
Source: RefSeq, a predicted model, not a curated record